AUGAAGAAUUCCUCCAAGCGAUUAGAAAUCAACCCGAAUACCUGUGAAGAUCCCACACAGAACCGACCGGCUUGGGAAAAAGCCGUGAAGAAUGGAGCAGUGGAUCAUGAAAUUAACCGGAUCGACGAUGUCAAAGCUAAAAGGGAGGCUCGAAAGUCUCAUGUGUCCCUGGCCUGCAAGUCAGCGAACAUUCCAUGUGUUGAUCGGCCUCAUCGGUCACCUCCGGACUCAAUGCGCCAACAGCCCGACAACUCCAAACGCUGCGUCGACGCUCGCCCCAGUUCAAACCUCUACAGCGUCCACGACGGCGACCACCCUCACCACCGAUUAUUAGCAACCUAG
Messenger RNA from Spirometra erinaceieuropaei, 342 nucleotides. The record is from the annotation of a GenBank genome assembly. NCBI's taxonomy places the organism in Eukaryota, Metazoa, Platyhelminthes, Cestoda, Diphyllobothriidea, Diphyllobothriidae.